GCAAAUAAUAAGCACCGGCGGAGGAUACUUGACACAGCCAGCCAUCCAUCCAUCGACUGUUUUCGGGGAAGAAUAUUGUUUACUAGUAGUAGUUCACCGUAAUUCUGCAAAGCAAUCUUCUUCUAAUAAUAAUCUUUCGGGUUGAUUAUUUAUUAUUAGUGAUCUGAGACAAACAGACAGAAAGAGAAGGAAGAGAUGACGGAUGAUGAUCGGAUGAUGACGACGCAGAUGUUAGUGAAACGGGCCAAGUUUAAAUCUUCUGUCAAAGACCCCGGCGUUCCUGGCAUUCUCACAUUGACGAGGGAGAGGCUUGUUUUUACGCCUAAUGAUCCAUCAUUAAAUCUUCCUGUUGAUGUUCCUUUUAAGCUUAUUAAAGGACACAAAUCUAGCAAGGAGGCUCCCAAUCGACCUGCUCUACUUAAUCUUACGAGCCAACAUCAGGCCAGUUACUUUUUCGAGUUCAACACUUACCCCGACAGGGAACUUUGCCGCGACUUUGUAGCCAAAGCUAUCACAUUCUCUGCCGAAACUGGAGCACCCCCUGAAAACGUUGUCAAUGAACAACUUAGUUCAGCUGAAAUGGAACGUCGAAUUAAACUACUGCAAGACGACACCGAGCUGCAGAAGCUUCAUAAGCAGUUUGUCAUCGGCGGUGUGUUGUCAGAGACUGAGUUUUGGGCGACUAGAAAGAAGUUGCUAGAUGUGAAUCCUGGCAGAAAAGCAAAGCAACGUUUGGGGUUGAAAAGUGAUAUGACUUUCAAUACCAAACCCUCAUCUGAUGGUCAGUCGAACAGAGUUACAUUUAGCUUAACGCCUGAAAUGAUACACCAGAUAUUUGCUGAAAAACCAGCAGUACGGCAGGCAUAUCUAAACUUUGUGCCUCACAAGUUGAAUGAGAAGGAAUUUUGGACUAAAUACUGGAAAGCACAAUAUAUCCACAGUACCAAAAAUAUUGUUGCUGCUGCUGCAGAGGCCGCUGAAGAUGAGUAUCUAGCAGUUUUUCUAAAGCAAGAUGCCAUUUUGGCUAGUGAAAGUCGCCAGAAGAUUAGGAAGGUAGAUCCGACUUUGGACAUGGAAGCCGACGAAGGGGAUGAUUAUACUCAUAUUCCGGGUCAUGGCCUAGCCAGCGAAAGUAGCAAGGAUGAACUUGAAGCACAGUAUGAGCCUUACAAAAGAUCUUUCCUGCAAGAUAUUAAUAGGCAUGCUGCAGUUGUUCUUGAAGGAAGAACUGUAGAUGUCGGGACAGUUGAUACAAGAUCUGUUGCUGAAGCACUUGCUAGUUUAAAACAUGUUGAGCUAGCUAAAGAAGCUUCAGAUGGCAGUGUACAUCAAGAUCGGCUAGAUAGAAUAACUAGAAUGACUGAGAUUGAGGACUUACAGGCACCACAUGACCCUCCAGUUGCACCACUUUGUAUAAAGGAUCCUCGGGAUUACUUUGACUCUCAACAAGUUAAUUCCCUAAAUCAGUUUGCUGGAACAAGACAGCUGAAAUCUAGGCUUAGCACCUCUGAAGCUUAUUGUUCUCUAAGGAACUUUAUCUCUGAUACUAGAGAAGUAGGUUUGAGUGAUCCCAUAGUCAGGCCUGAAGUGGCUGUCAAGGUUUUCAAGAUAUUGACAGAUGAUAUAUCAAGAUCCAAAUAUCAGCUUGGUAAAACCUCACAUGAUAGCAUAUUGGAUACGUUUCCCAGUGUCACGAAGGAGGAGCUUUUGCUUCAUUGGACGUCCAUUCAGGAAUUAUUAAAGCAUUUCUGGUCCUCGUAUCCAAUUACAACUUCAUAUCUUUAUACGAAGGUGAGCCGGCUGAAGGAUGCCAUGGCACAAAUCUACACGAAACUACAGGAGAUUAAAGAAUCCGUGCAAUCAGAUUCAAGGCACCAAGUUUCGCUUCUUGUUCAACCAAUGCUUCAGGCUCUAGAUGCUGCCUUUGCACAUUACGAAUUAGACCAGCAGAAGAGAUCUUCUAAGAGUGGUGACAAACCGAAUGGAUAUGUUUAACAAUGCUUUGGGUACUGUUUUAUUAUCUCAACCAAUCUGAUUGGUAAUUUCAUACAAUUACGUUACGUUGAAGAAAAUUUUGCUCUGAGCUACCUUGGUCUAAAAGACCUCCUCCAGAUUUUUGGGUGCAUGACACAUCAUUUUGUAAACACAGUAAUAUAUAAAUCAUCAAAAUUUAAUAACCUCUUUUCUAAUAUCCUGGGACAUUUGCGGUCAAACAUUUGAAAAAAACCAUUGUUUGGUA
This is a messenger RNA of Erigeron canadensis, 2239 nucleotides long. Its product is annotated as general transcription and DNA repair factor IIH subunit TFB1-1. The coding region runs from base 196 to 1995 and encodes 599 amino acids. NCBI's taxonomy places the organism in Eukaryota, Viridiplantae, Streptophyta, Magnoliopsida, Asterales, Asteraceae. The transcript is spliced from 18 exons. Gene Ontology annotation, biological process: transcription by RNA polymerase I; transcription by RNA polymerase II; nucleotide-excision repair. Gene Ontology annotation, cellular component: transcription factor TFIIH holo complex; transcription factor TFIIH core complex. The record is from RefSeq and is a predicted model, not a curated record.